This is a messenger RNA of Peronospora farinosa, 639 nucleotides long. NCBI's taxonomy places the organism in Eukaryota, Oomycota, Peronosporomycetes, Peronosporales, Peronosporaceae. The record is from the annotation of a GenBank genome assembly.
AUGCUGGAAAAUGUUCAUGUAGUCUAUUGGAUUGAUAGUGGCACGUUAUUAGGAGUCUAUCGUGCACGACAACUUAUACCGUGGGAUUACAAUGCCGAUGUAGGGAUUAUGAGGGCCGGUUUAAACUAUAUUCGAUCUACUGAUAAGGAGGUAUUAAAAGUACCGGAAGGAUACAACCUUGAAGUGUUUAAUAGUUCGCUCUAUGAUCCUGGAGAGACGUCGAUGGCAGUGCCAGUGAAGUUUGUGGACACGAAAUUUGGAUUCUACGCAAACGUAUAUGCGUUUGAGGAAUUUGAAGGACUUUUCAAGGACGAUAUAAAACCAGCAUCUGCACCAGUAGAGGAAGAGGUGGUGACGGUGGGCGAUGGUGUUAUAGUGGAGAAACUAAUGGGACCAGCACCGUCGGAGCAUUGGCACCGGUGCAUCCAUUGUCUUGUUGUGGGGGAGGAUGAAGAUACCGAUAGCAGUAGAAAGUUUGAUCCCACAGUUGUGAAACAUUUUCGUAUUCCAAGAGAUUGGGUGUUCCCGCUACGACCGUGCAAGGUGGAGAUGUUUGAAGUCAUGUGCCCGGCGCAAAUGACGUCAUACCUCAUGUACAUUUUUGGAAACAGGUUCCUGACGCCCGAGUUGUGGGAGUAA